Molecule: messenger RNA, 681 nt
Organism: Cajanus cajan (pigeon pea)
Lineage: Eukaryota; Viridiplantae; Streptophyta; Magnoliopsida; Fabales; Fabaceae
Source: RefSeq, a predicted model, not a curated record
ACGAACGGCGAUUGAUCCUUAAGACAUUUUAAUUGUCAAUAGAAUCUAAAGUAAAAAAUGAUCAGUACAUUGAUCGUUGUCUUGUGUUUGAUAAUUGGCAGUGUUAACCAUGUAAUUUAUGGUAUUCAGAAUACACUCAAAGAAGAUCUAGAACUGGAAAAACAACUGAAGCUCAUUAACAAGCCUCCUAUCAAGAGUAUUUAUACAGAGUUUGGGGAUAUUGUUGAUUGCAUUGAUAUUAACAAGCAACCAGCGUUUGACCAUCCUUUAUUAAAAAAUCAUAAGUUGCAAAGAAAACCCAACUUUGGAAAAACAAGUGUGAAGACUUCACCAGCUAGAUCCAUAUUUGGGCUUGAUAAGGACAAAUGUCCAUUAGGGACAGUUCCUAUUCGGAGAACCACAAAAGAUGAUCUAAUUCGAGAAAAAUCAUUAUUAAAUGAUCAUAUGAUCAUGACUCAAAAAGCUCCUGGUAUUCAUGUUGCAGAAGUAUCUCUCAAGUCGCGUUUUGGUCCUUAUUAUGGAGUCAAUGGAACAAAUAGUAUUUAUAAUCCAAAACUUGAUAGGACAGAUCAAAUCACCCUUUCAAAUUUAUGGGUUCAGAAUGGGCAAGGAGAUGCUGGUAACAAAAUCUCAGUUGGUUGGCAUGUGAGUUUUAAUUGCUACAAUUUUGUUUACUUGUAA